AUGGCGAGCAGGUCGAUCCUCUUCGCAGCACUACUCUUCUUUGUCGUCGAGAGUAGAAGAGCGUCAGGGUCUUGCGUCAACAUGUCAUUGUUUUCGACGCAAUUGGACCUCAUGCUGGCGGAGUACGACCGCGCGGAGCUGCCUCCAGGACCCAUCCACGUUAAAGCGGCGUUAGAUGUGCACCACGCCACCAUCGACGACACCACUGCGACCGUGCGGCUACUGGCUGCUAUGCACUUGAGCUGGGAGGACAAGCGCUUAUCCUGGAAUGCCACGACAUGGGGCUGCCACAACAGCAUGACCUCGUCGGAGAAGCUGUGGCUGCCGGACGUCAACGCGCUGAACGCCGUCACCAGCGGCAACGCGGCGGGCGUGGGGCUCCGCGCCAGGCUCAGCAGCGACGGCCGCGUGUCGUGGGUGCUGCGCUUCGACCUCACGUCGCCGCUCAGCCUGCAGCUGGACGCGUGGCCCCGGGACGUGCAGCACGCCGUCUUCAAGUUCGGCUCGCGGCACCACGGGGCGGCGUACAAUUUGAGUGUGGAGGAUUUGACGCACGAUCUGACAGUGUUCGAGUCCGGCACUUGGGAGCUGACGGAGGUGACGAGCUCGGAGAGCGUGUGGCGCGGCGGCGACGUGCUGGGCUGGACCGUGUCGCUGCGGCGGCGCGCGGCGGCGCACGCGCUGGCGGGCGGCAGCGUGCUGGCGGCCGCCGUGCUGCUGCUGCUGGGCGCCGCGCUGCUGCCGCCCGCCGCGCGCCCGCCGCUGUGCGCCGCCGCCGCAUUCACUGCUGCUCUGUGGCUGGUGGCGGCGCUGGCGCGCCUGCCGGCCGCGUCGUCGGCACCGCUGCGCAUGCGCGUGCUGAGCGCGGCGUGCGCCUGCGCAGCGCUGCUGGGCGCGGGCGCGGCGCUGGCGCAGCGCGUUGCGGCGUGCGCGGCGCCGCCCCCGCCCGCCCUGCGCGCGCUCGUGACCAGCGCGUCGGGCCUGUGCCAGCUCGCGCCGCCGCAUGUACCUUCCCUUCUAUUCUUCUUGAUUAUUGCUUACGAGCAAAUCAACGAAUUGAGGCACCAUUGCGUCGGUGCUGUAGACUAUGUAGUUUCUAAUAAUUCUCCCGGCGAGUCUAAAGCUCCGAGCUGGUACUUGUUGCAGGGCAGCGCUGCGGAGUGGAGCGCGUGGGCGGCCGCCGCGCAGCUGCUGGACCGCCUGCUGCUGGCCGCCGUGCUGUUCGCGCUGUUUGUGCUCGUGUGCAUGUUCGCCAGCGCGUAGCGAGGCUGGCCGCCGGGCUCGGGGCUAAGCUCAGCCUUCCCCGGCUCGCCCAGUGUCCGGCCCACCCGCCAACGACGACUAAGGAAAACUACUACAAUGGCGACUACAUUUAAGGAGUACUUACCGACUCACGGAAAUUACAAUAUACCUGGCAUCUGCUUAGUAUGUUUCCAAGAAUAGAUAGAUAUUUGACGUAGAUGUAGUUAGCGGAAACUUAAAAAGCAAAAUACAAUUUAAGAAUUAUAUUGCUGAAUAAGCAUGUA
Molecule: messenger RNA, 1526 nt
Organism: Pararge aegeria (speckled wood butterfly)
Lineage: Eukaryota; Metazoa; Arthropoda; Insecta; Lepidoptera; Nymphalidae
Product: neuronal acetylcholine receptor subunit alpha-10-like
Exons: 7
Coding region: 1-1263 (420 amino acids)
Biological process (GO): monoatomic ion transmembrane transport
Cellular component (GO): membrane
Molecular function (GO): transmembrane signaling receptor activity; extracellular ligand-gated monoatomic ion channel activity
Source: RefSeq, a predicted model, not a curated record